This is a messenger RNA of Peniophora sp. CBMAI 1063, 1095 nucleotides long. NCBI's taxonomy places the organism in Eukaryota, Fungi, Basidiomycota, Agaricomycetes, Russulales, Peniophoraceae. The record is from the annotation of a GenBank genome assembly.
AUGUCGACUCAAACUCUUCCUGAGGAGCAGAACGCUCUGCUCAUCACCGCCAAAGGUGCGCGUAUGACGCUCGGCAAGCGUCAUGUCCCCAAGCCUGGUGCUGGCCAGGUUAUCGUUCACAACAUCGCGGCAGCCCUGAACCCUGUAGACUGGUUUGUACAAAAGACGGGUUUCUUCAUCAAGGGCGAGGACCUCCCGGUCGUGAUUGGGAACGACGGCGCAGGCGAAGUGUGCGCACUCGGCGAGGGCGUACAAGGCUGGAACAUCGGCGACAAAGUGUUUUAUCAGUGCCACAUGGAGAGCGACCGUUCGGCUUUCCAGGAGUACACCCUUGUAGACGCAGCGCGCAUGGCGCGUAUUCCUUCCAACAUCACUCCUGAGCAGGCCGCUACGAUCCCGCUUGGGCUGGCUACCGCAGCGCUCGGCAUCUACCAGACGAAGAAGAGUGGCACCAUAUACAGCGGCUUCGACGUUGGCGGUGCAGGCAUCACCCCGCCGUGGCUACCGGGCGGGAUGGGCAAGUACGCUGGGCAUGCUGCAGUCGUCAUUAGUGGCGCAAGCUCAGUUGGACAGUUUGCGACGCAAUUGCUCAAGGCAUCGGGCUUCAGCCCGAUCAUUGUCACCGCGUCCGCGCACAACGAGGAUUACUGCAAGGCCGCGGGCGCGACUCACGUUAUCGACUACAAGUCCACGCCCUACGAGCAGCUUCCUGCAGCUGUCAAGGCCAUCGUAGGCGAUACCCCCGUCGGCUUCAUCUACGACGCCUGCGCUCAAGGUACCCAGAAGCCCGCUUUCUCCCUGCUUGCGCCGGGCGGAGGCAUGGUCACGGUCUUUACGCCCGAGGUGGGCGAGCGCGGGAAGGACAACGAGCAGGGUCGCAGGGUGGUCUGGGUAUGGGGUGGCGUCAACGAGGAGGCGCACAAAGAGCUGGGCGCGGAGAUGUACGCGAACCUGACGGAGCUGUUGGAGAAGGGGAUCCUGAAGCCGAACAGGGUGAAGUUGCUUGAGGGCGGCUUGAAGGCUAUUCCGGACGGUUGCGACGAGCUUGAGAAGGGUGUUAGCGGGGUGAAGCUUGUCGUUCGCAUUCGGGAUUGA